Molecule: messenger RNA, 5455 nt
Organism: Homarus americanus (American lobster)
Lineage: Eukaryota; Metazoa; Arthropoda; Malacostraca; Decapoda; Nephropidae
Exons: 6
Coding region: 19-2193 (724 amino acids)
Source: RefSeq, a predicted model, not a curated record
GAUGAUCAAGAACUCACCAUGGAGACUCGGAGACAGUCGGAGAAGCAGCUGCAGAAGGCCAGGGAGAAGGAGCGGGCGCAGGCAACUCGUAUUAGUGACGAAGAGAAGCGUAACUCUGCCAUCACCAACGCCAUGAAGCACUGGCAGGUGGUGAAGAAAGACCACCGGAAGUUGAUUAGGAAACCCAGUGAGAGCUCCGUCAGCACCAGCGACCACCCCCCUUCCAAGGGCAGUGACGCCACGGAGAUGUCGAGCGGAUUCUGUGGUGACACCGUGUCCGAUGUUGGAGAGGAGGAGGAGGAGGAGGAGGUGGUGGACAAGGAAGAGUUAGGAGUGACAGUGACUAGUGAAGAUGGUAAGGAGGGGAAGGUUGAAGGAGAGGAGACAGAAGGGCAUCAGGAGGACGACCGAGCCUCGCUGGUGUCCUCUGUCACGUCCAGUGGUAUUUCCGACGUCAGUUUAAUUCACAAAGCCACUGAGCGGAGACUGAGUUCUUCUGAUAUACAGUCAAUGAGGGAAAAUGUUACAGUGAGUGCAGUGACUAAUACCAUACAGGCAAUAAAACAGUUCAAAAUGAAUAGUCCGAGGAAUGCAGAUAAUAAAAAUAAUUUACCAAGAAGUAAAUCAUACACAGAUAUGAGAGUAUUGAGAAGAAAAAAUUCAUGUGAGGGUGAUCGCCCUUUAAGACCUAAGUCAGUUCGUAACCCAAACGGUGAGGUGUGGGGAGGGGCAGGGAAGGUGAGCGAGAAGAUCAGUCUGGACAUGGCGUCGAGGGCCACACUACCCGUCAAGAGCGUUCCUGUAGUCCGUCGAGGAGGAGUCAGACUCGGGAGUGCUCACGGCAGCGCUACUGACAAGGCGAGGCCACGAAUUAUAGCUAACGAAAAUGCUAAACGCUCAACUCCAAAGAACUCCGAAUUGUUGAAGAAAACGGAGCAGUUAAAGGGCACGGGUCAUCUCCCUGACAAAGUGGUGACCGCCGCCAUCACGCGGGUUAGGUCCAACCUUAGUCUUCCUAUUCAGGGUCCAGAGCCGCCUGUUUCGCCUAGGAACGCCGUCUCCGAACCUUCUGAAAUUGACUCCAGCUCGGACGCGGAGUCUGCUACCACUGCCACCACGACCAACACGGCCGCCACCCCUACCAGUUCCGUCGAGGUCAACUAUCAGCCCACACAUACUCGCCCCCAUCACAACCUGGCUGACCUGAGGGUACCACUAGCUAGACCCAAAGACCCGGAACGACCUGCCUGUGAGAGGGGAGAGAAGCCAGUGUCGACAGUUAACCAGAAUACCUCAGGAAUCCUUCGCGAACAGGGACCAAACUUCCUAGCCGAGCUGGAGGGAGACCGGCUGAGUCUGUACGGGCAGGGCGCUCUACGCUGUACCGAGAUCUCUUGGGACAAAUCUAUGGCCACAGGGGCCACCACGGCGCGCUUCCAAUACAUGAAUUUCGAGGAUAUUGUCGACAUCUUCCCCAAACUACGGGUAAAGUUCCCACGGCUGGAGAACUUUGUCUUUGUGGAAACUCACCUGGCCAAGUGUAGCCAACUUAAUGCUCUGGCGGAGCUCCACCAAGUAACGUCCCUGGAGGUGGGGCGGGAGGGAAACCCUCUCACACAGACCACCUACUGGAGGUUGUACGCCAUCUUCAGGUUAUCUCACUGGGGACUCCGGGUUAUCAACGGCACCGAGGUGAGUGAAGAGGAGCGAACGGAGGCAGCAGUCAUGUUCUCUCCCUUGAGCCAAUUGGCCUUCACUUGCCUGCCACGGGACCAGCUUGCCGCUUUCCUAUCCUCUCACCACCAUCACGCCAACGACCACGAUACUUCCUCUCCACCACCUGGUGGCAGUGGGCAGUUGGACUCAGGAAGUGGUACAGCCAGGGAGGAGAGUGACGCCCCUCGCCUCAACGUGCCGCACCUUCAGGAUCUUAUCGGCAAGGAGGCCCUCCAGUACCGCCCCACCGUCAGGCUCUCACAGGACGAGAGCUCGGCCCUGAUCUGUGCUGGACGUCAGGCACGGCAGCUAGCGGUGUGGACCUUCGACUCCAUCCACCGCCUCCAUAUCCACCACUCCACCUGGCCCUCUGUCCUCCAUGACCUAGUACGCGACGCUGUCACCGACCUGGCCAAACCAACCUACGGCAAGCAGUGCCUCGAGGACGUCAAGCGAAGUCUCGGCUGGAAAAAGUGAACAGGAGAGAAGAUCGUGAGCUGAAUGCUGGACCAACACAUUAACUUCACCUCCUCCAGUAACGAUUUCCGGUUAAAUGACAUGAAAUGGAAAUGUACUGUGUGGGAAAAGAUCUGCAGAUAGAACUAUUGGUAAAGCGAACUAACGGCGGUAUCUGACAUAGUUUAUAAUAGUUACUCUGGAUUUGACAGGUAUAAAUAUCAGCGAUAAAGGAAGGCCUUAUUUGGGUAAGAGGGAACGUGUCCUGGGAUAUAAAUAAUCAGUACAGCAGAGGCUUCAAAGUCCUGUAUUAAGAAAUGAACUGUCGAUCAGGUCCUUGCUAGAAUGAAGUUCGUAACAAAACAUCUGAGUACAAGUGCUAGGAGUCGUGGUCGUAGUAGGAAGACUAAAAACAGAACUCAAGGUGUUUUAAGAUUAAUCGAAUUUCGGAAUAACAAAUGUCGAUUAAAUUAAUGUUUACCGUCAAAACCAAUAGCAAAGGCUGGUCUGUUAUAUUACAAUACAAAAUACAGUAUUAAUAACAACAAUUUCUAGACAAUUUUUCACUAUACAUGCAUAGUAUUUCGAGUUAACCCAUCCAGUAUAAAUGACAACACGAAAAAUCAGCAGAUCAGCAGUGGUAAGCAGGUAAUGAAUGUGGUGCAUUAAAUAUGAAAUUUUACAAAAUGUAUGAAUGAAAACCACCUAAGAACAAGAUGAGAGCCUCCUCUUGGGAAGGCAGCUCAGAUGAUCUUGACGUUAACGAGCUUUCUUUUCCGAUGAGAUAAAUCACUUGCAACAUUAAUAUUUCUUGCACUGUUUUGCUUUUCCAUUUUCAUUUAUGGAAUUACUAUUCAAUUAUGGUCGCGAACUAUUUUUGCUAUGUUUGUCAUAUGUAAUAGAUUAUUGUCUCAAAAUAACUAGAAUUUGUCUGUUACUAACAAAUAACCAAUGAGGAGAAAAAUUUAUGUGUAUACCGAGAUGCUACUGGUAGGCUAUUGAUGCCGGCCUAGUGAUUUGAGGUGAUACGUCAGCAAUCACUGAAAGAGUUUCUUUUAAUGCGUAGAAUCCACUGAUAUUGAAAUGUCCAUUUGUGCUUUCCAUUCAAGAAGUUAUUGAUAGAACACGGAAAUUUACUGUGUACAAUUUUGCACAUCCAUAAAAAGAAACGAUGGAAAUUAAUCAAAUAAAAAUGUGAUUUAAGAAUAUGCAAAAUGUAUAUUUACAUGAGGUUUGCUGUGGUGAUCUCUUGUAUAUAGUAGUUAAAAGGUAUUUGUAUAUUUAUGGUACGACAAUCAAGUAUAUCCGAUUGCUGGUACAAUCUGAUUUUAUAAAUAGUCUUAAACGUAGGCCGUCAGUUAAUAACAAAAUGGUUAUAUGAUAAAUCUAUAACUUAGGGAAGAAAUUUGUACCAUAGUAUUUUGUUUAGGCAGGAGAGUCGUGUACUGUAGUGACCCUUUCCAAGUUAUUCUCGGGUGUUGCUCUAUUACAAAACUCACUAAAAAGUACAGCUGGAUUAUAUUUAGCUAGGCUAUGGAGGACUGGUGAAAUGUAUAGUUAUAUUUUCCCCCUCAACGCGAUUUGAUUAAUUAUCCAAAUUGUUCUGCAUUUGACUUUGGCAUUGUGUAACAACGGGAAAUGUGCGUGUUGGUUAGUGUAAGGUAAGUAAGUCAAGUUACAUAGAGGUUAAGCCCGUUUCUGAGAUGUCGACAGUCAGGAAUUAACUCAGCGCCCCAAUCCCUUCUUUUGCUCGUAAGUAUACAUGAACUCUUUUUAACCAAACUUACACAAACCAAGAACAUUUAACGGUCCACCCAGUUAGCUCAUGAAAACAAGAGUAAAUAAAAUACCGACAAUCAGUUAAUUUUUUAAUAUAUCAAUUACUAAAGUAUGUAGUGUAAUAUCUCGGAAACAGGGGAAAAUGUAAUAUUCACUGGUGACAGUUUAAGCUAGAUGAGAAGAUCAGAUCUCAGGAAAGUAUUUAAACAUUUAAAUCUUGUCAAAAUUUUCGGAUGUAUUCAGUGCAGUGGGCGCUCACUGCUUUGGCCGAUGGCCAUCAAGAAACUCGCUCUAUCCUAGUCCACUCAAUAAAUAAUUAUAAACUAAACACGAAGAAAAAGGUUGUAACAAGUGACCUUCUGUAGAAGAAAAUAUGGAGAAUGCGUAGUAUAAUCCACUUAUUUAGUUGCGCUGAGAAAUUAUGAAAGGCAAAACAAACACGACACCUGUAAAAACAUGUUUCUACGAUAUAACAUACAAGAUUUUUACAUGAUCAAGGUGGGCAUUAAUGUAGCCGCAUAAAAUUGUAUAAGAUCCGAGUAUCGGAAUGAAAUAUUAAUGAGAAGCUUAAAGGUAUCUGGUCGCAGGAAAACCUAGUCACUUGCUAAUAAUGGUAGAUAAACCACCGGUCCAUAAGACAACUACUGUACAUAACCGCUUGAACCAAUCAUAGAAUUUAAAUAGGGUUUACACAGAAGGAAACGCAACUCAUCAUCUCAACACAAGAAUUUGUAUGGUGAGAAAGGAUAAAACAAAAACGGUAUUGGAUAGGUCGAGGGCAGCUUGAAACUAUUGAGGUUGUAACUUAAUUCUCAAAAAAAAAAACAUAACGAAGAAUUGAUAACCCAGGUGGCGAGAUAAUUGAUGUCUCGAUAAGAGAAUCCAAGGUGGGAAGCUUUCACCGCCCAUUAAGUAAGUUUAGCGUGGGAUGUGGCGGCCUAGUUGAAUACAGACAGCUCAGUGCUCUCCACUUGUCCUAAGGGUCGCUGGUUCGCACCCGGGACAUCAGUCCGCACAACUGAGAAUGGGUAUUAUACUUUUAUAACUGGAAAAGUGAAAAUGGUUAUGUCUACCGGAGAUUUAGUCUUCAAUGUGCUGCCCUGUUAUUAACAGGUCAUCAGGCCGAUGAGGUACACUUUCAAGCAUAAUAUAUUAACAAAUAAGUUUACUCAACAACGCAUUUAUAUUUUACCGAAGAACUUGAGUACGUAAUGUUCUUGCUGUACAAACAUCACAGUGAAGAGUUGACCUCCAUAGUAUACUCUAUGACCUUGAUGACGACCUAAUUACUAUGUCCUUGUUUGUAACCAUUUGUAAUAUUGUAAUGUAUAUAUAUUAUGUAAUAUUUUGUUUUACUUAGCGUUAUCUUUAUUGUAUACACGCAUAUCUUUUAUAAAUCAAAGAAAUUAGUGUGAAACUAGGCUUUUAGGGAAAAUAAAGCCUUAAAGCCAUUUUUGUAUAGCGCCGAGAUGAAAAAAAAAUACUGUACUGUACUAUACUAUCA